AUGUCAGCGGACUUCCGGGCAUCAAUCGGUAUCGCUGGUCAUAUUCGAACCAACUGCAGCACCCCGACGAAACCAGCCGGUGCCUCACCGUCCUCGCCCCCCACAUCGACAAUCAACCCAAACCUCGCUUAUGAUCUCCCACUCUCAUCCUCCACAGCCUCAACAUCUGCUGCGGCGGCUCCUGUCCCCAACACCAGAGUACACAGCAUUGACGCACCGACAAACCGUCCCUCCACCAUCUCCGACGCCGCCAUCGCCACAGCCAAAGGAACCGCUCCUCUUCUCAGCGCCGACGGAAUCACCCUACUCAAUGAGAAGACGCAAAUUCUGAGCGAUGGGCUGAACACUUCAUAG
Molecule: messenger RNA, 354 nt
Organism: Spirometra erinaceieuropaei
Lineage: Eukaryota; Metazoa; Platyhelminthes; Cestoda; Diphyllobothriidea; Diphyllobothriidae
Source: the annotation of a GenBank genome assembly